AUGAGUUGUUCUAAUGAUAAAUAUUUAAGAAAUGAUAAAACAUGUCAAUCAAAUGAAGAAUUAAAUGGAACAUGUUUACGAAUAUUAGCAGAUGGAAGUGGAUGUGGAAUAUGUCAUAAAGGAUAUUAUAGAAAUGGGAAAGGAUGUUCAAAAUGUGGAAAAGAAUGUUUAACAUGUAAUCAAAAAGAUAAAUGUAUAAAAUGUGGAGAAGGAUAUUUUAUGAGUUCAACAGGAAUAUGUAAAUCAACAACAACAAUUAAAGGAUGUAAAGGAGAAAUAGAUAAAGAAUAUGGAUGUAGAGAAUGUUUAACAGGAUAUUAUUUAAUAAAUAAAGAAUGUUCAAAAUGUGGAAAUAAAUGUAUAACAUGUUUAAAUGAGAAAGAAUGUAAUAAAUGUGAAGAAGAAUAUAUAAUAAUAAAUAAAGAAUGUAUUCAUUAUUCAAAUAUUAAUAAAUGUAAAGAAACAAAAAAUAAUAAAUGUUCAAAAUGUUCAUUUUGGUAUGGAAUCAAUGAAGAAGGAACAAAAUGUAAUAAAGAAAUAGUAUGGUGGAUGAUAAUGAUUAUUAUCAUCAUUAUACUUAUUAUCAUCAUUAUAAUAAUUAUAAUUAUAAUAAUAAUGAUUAAUUACAUUAUAAAACGCAAAGAAAAGAAAGAACAAGAGAAAACAACAACAAUAUUUAAAAUUUCACAAUCAAAUAUCAAAUUCAUAACACUUGGAGAUGGAAUAAUAACAAAUAAAAAAGAAAUAGAAAUAGGAGAAGGAGAAGAAAUUGAAGUAAAUAAAGAAAUCAGAGAAUUAAUAUGUAUUGGAAAUGAAAAGAAAGAAAAAAAGAAAAUACAAAUAAGUAGUAAAGAAGAAAAUGAAAAAUACUCAAUUAGAACAAACCCAAAUAUCAUUACAAUUGAAGGAGGAUAUGCAUGUGAAUUUGAAAUAUUCAUUACAAUCAAAUGUACUACUAAAAUUAAAGAACAAAUAAUGAUAAUUAGUAAAACACUUAAUAAAACACAAGAAGAAAUAAUUAAAAGUAUUUCAAUUAAAGGAGAAACACAAAUAUCAACACGACUUGAUCCAGAUGAAAUAAAAGAAGAACAUAAAAUAGGAGAAGGAUCAUUUGGAAUCGUAUAUAUAGGAGAAUUUAGAGGAAGUCAAGUAGCAAUUAAGAAAAUGAAACAAAUUGAUAAAGAUGAAAAUAAAAUGAAAGAAUUUGAGAAAGAAGUAAUGAUGUUAGAUAAAUUUCGAAGUGAAUAUAUCAUUCAUUUUUAUGGAGCAGUAUUUAUUCCUAAUAAAAUAUGUAUGGUAACAGAAUAUGCAAAAUAUGGAUCAAUACAAGAUUUAAUUAAUAAAAGAACAAACACGGAAAUACCAAAUAAAAUAAGAAUUAAAUUCAUGAUAGAUGGAGCAAAAGGAAUUUCAUAUCUUCAUUCAAAUGGAAUAAUACAUCGAGAUAUUAAACCAGAUAAUUUUCUUGUUGUAACACUUGAUGAUAAUAUUGGAGUUAAUUGUAAAUUAACAGAUUUUGGAAGUUCAAGAAACAUUAAUAUGAUGAUGACAAAUAUGACAUUCACAAAAGGGAUAGGAUCACCUAUUUACAUGGCACCAGAAGUAUUGAAACGAGAACAUUAUAAAAUGGAAUCAGAUAUAUAUUCAUAUUCAAUAACAAUGUUACAAAUCAUUACAUGGCAAGAUCCAUUUCCUAAAACAUUAUAUCCACAUCCAUGGGAUAUAGCAAAUACAAUAUCAACAGGUAAACGACCAAAAAUAAUACAAGAAGUUAAAGAAGAUAUUAAAGAAAUUAUUGAAAAAACAUGGAAACAAGAACCGAAAGAAAGAAUAAGAAUAGAAGAAGUAGUAAGAAUGUUAGAAAGUAUUGAAAAUAAAGAAUGA
Molecule: messenger RNA, 1884 nt
Organism: Entamoeba dispar SAW760
Lineage: Eukaryota; Evosea; Mastigamoebida; Endamoebidae
Product: tyrosine protein kinase, putative
Exons: 1
Coding region: 1-1884 (627 amino acids)
Biological process (GO): protein phosphorylation
Molecular function (GO): ATP binding; protein kinase activity
Source: RefSeq, a predicted model, not a curated record